AGAGGAAAGACCCUCGCUCUCUCUCUCUCUCUCCCUCUUUUCAAACGGAGUGAAGCGACCACAUCACAUCUUUGAUUUAUGUCAUAUGGCAGCCAGCGACAGUCAUCACCGCUCCACCUGAGCUCUGCUCAACUUACUUUGAAGGCGGACUUUUUUUUUUUCCUCUUUGCUGCUGAAGUUUUCUCACAGCCAGAUCUCUGUCAGGAUCUCAAGAAGCGGGCUGCAUUCCAAUUCAUUAAAGCUCACACUGUAGACGGAGUGUCUUUCUGUGCUGGCUCGCUCCCUGGACCUCGCCAUCCACCCUGCCUAAGUUUGAGAGGAUAACCAUCACCAUCCUCACAGUCUCCAGGAUGAGGCAUGUAUCUCCGCGCUGGCUUAGGGACGUGUCCCUGCUCCUGCUGCUCCAGACGGCCACUUCCAUGGUGAUGCUUCCUAACUCCAGCUGGGAGCAGAUUCUGGACAAGUAUCUGGACGAGGAGGGGGACUGGUGGGAGGCCAAGCAGAGGGGGAAGAGGGCCAUUACCGACGGUGACGCUCAGCUCAUCCUGGACCUUCACAACAAGCUCAGAGGCCAGGUUUACCCUCCUUCUUCCAACAUGGAGCACAUGGUGUGGGACACAGAGUUGGAGCGUACAGCAGAGGAGUGGGCAGAAACCUGUCUGUGGGAGCACGGCCCUGCCAGUUUACUGCCACAGAUCGGACAGAACCUGGGAGCACACUGGGGAAGGUUUCGCCCACCCACGUUCCAUGUGCAGGCCUGGUAUGAUGAGGUGAAAGACUACUCCUUCCCUUACCCUCAGGAGUGUGACCCCUAUUGCCCCUUCAGAUGCUCCGGCCCAGUUUGUACUCAUUACACACAGCUGGUAUGGGCCACCAGCAGUCGAAUUGGGUGUGCCAUCAACAUAUGUUACAACAUGAAUGUGUGGGGACAGAUUUGGACCAAAGCCCUCUAUCUUGUCUGCAACUAUUCACCAAAGGGAAACUGGUGGGGACAUUCGCCUUACAAACAUGGGACCUCAUGCUCUGCCUGUCCUCCCAGCUAUGGAGGAGGCUGCAAGGACAACCUCUGCUUCAAAGAUGACAGCUCUAACCCUCCACAAGAGGAAACAGAAGAAAACAAUUUCAUUGAGCCGGAGGCCCCCCAUACUCCACAGAAGCCCCGGUCUAGGGCCUCCAAGCCCGAGCCUCCCAGUUUCCCCGCUCCAGCCCCCACCAAGCCCCCCACAGAGGACCUGCAGAAGAAUGAAGCGGUCGACACACAGCAGAUGUCUCAGUUUGUGAUCUGUGACACUAAGCUCCGAGAUCAGUGUAAAGGAACACCAUGUAAUAGAUAUGAGUGUCCAGCUGGGUGCCUAGAUGCUACAGGAAAAGUAGUUGGGACAGUAUACUAUGAAAUGCAAUCCAGUGUGUGCAGAGCUGGUCUACAUGCCGGUGUCAUAGAUAAUGACGGAGGAUGGAUGGAUGUGACACGACAAGGCAGAAAAGACUUUUUCAUCAAAUCCAACAAGAACGGAGUGCAGUCUCUUGGAAAAUAUCUGAGUGCUAAUUCCUUCACAGUUUCCAGAGUAGCAGUCAAAGCCAUCACAUGUGAAACCACAGUUGCACAGAUGUGUUCAUACCAAAAGCCUGCAAAACAUUGUCCAAGGUUAUACUGCCCGAGAAACUGUUUAGAAGAAAAUCCUCACAUAUCCCGAGUAAUCGGCACCAAAAUAUACUCCGAUAAGUCCAGUAUAUGCCGAGCAGCGAUCCACACUGGAGUAAUCCGGAAUGAUGCGGGUGGCUAUGUCGAUGUAAUGCCAGUGGACAAGCGGAAACACUACAUUGCCUCAUACCAAAAUGGCAUUUCCUCAGAGAGCCUUCAAAACCCUCCUGGAGGAAAGGCGUUCCGGGUGUUCGCUGUGAUUUGAGUGCCCCAGAGGGCGGCUUCACCAAACAGAAAGCACACUUGGGCUGUUGAAUAGGCAGUAAUCAAGCCCUGUUGUCAAACUCAAAUGACUGAAAUGUUUCUGGCUUUGCUACACUCCAGGGGUUAGAGGUCGUCUCCAUGACGGCGUAAACCGAGCAACAAAAAACUUGACACAUACACAAUGAGAUACUGGCAGUAUUCACUCGCACUGAGUGUACAAUUUGUCAUCUUUAGCAGGAAAUUUAUAUCUGAAAACUUUGUAAAUAUCUCUGAAAAUGUUGUAGAUAUUUGUAAAUAGUAUCACACGUGUGUCUUUGUGCCAUCACCUUGCCCUCUUAACAAAUAGCUGUGUAUGAUUCAGUAUAAAACUGAUUCUAGCAAUCCUAUGAUAUAACAUUAUAAUGGCACUUAAGGAUGAAUCAUUUUUAUUGUAUCAAGUCUGGCACAUUUUUACCUGUGCUCUGGAGAGGUCUCUUGUCAUGUUUUGUACGUUUUUUAAUGAUUGGGGAACAAAUUGUGCAUUUAUUUUUAUAUGAUUAUGCUCUAUAUCAAUAUGAUUUAUAAAGGAUGCUGCUAUACGUUUAAAAAAAAUGUUUUAUUGCUGUUGCAAUUGCCAGUGUGAUGGGUUUUGUUUGUUUCCAGAUGAUGUGGUUUAGUUAAAACUCCCUGCAGGUCGGGAAGUAUACUCAUCCCUCAGAGUUGUCAUUCUCGAAACAAAACCUAUACAGCAUGUGUCAGACUUUAUCAUGCAUUGCAUUUUACUGGAUGUUGUUACCCCAUAUAUGUUUUCCGUUUUGACAUAGAUAAACAGAAGCAAUACCAUGCAACAAUUAUAUUUCAUACAGUGUACAAUGUAGAAGAAUCAACAGAUAUAUUUGCUCAUAUUUCUGACCAGCUCUCAGCUUUUCUUACAAGCUGCAAUCGAUAUAAUGGUCAAUUCAUUGUAUUUUUGUCACCGUUUCUUUCUGCAUCAUACAUAUUUUCCUACCUCAGGUUUUUAGGGAAAGUCCAUUUUGCAAUAAAAUACUCCAACCAACACCAUUCUCUCUCAGACAUUGGCUUCUGAUAUUUAAAUCACUCAAAGUCAACGUGAAAUGCGUUUGCAAACAUAUUUACAUUUGGACUAUAUACACCUAAAAAUGGCAGAAAUCUGAUUAUAUUAUAAUUGGCCUUUGUUGUCAUUAUCAAUACCUUUA
Messenger RNA from Anarrhichthys ocellatus (wolf-eel), 3102 nucleotides. RefSeq names its product cysteine-rich secretory protein LCCL domain containing 1a (gene crispld1a). The coding region runs from base 351 to 1907 and encodes 518 amino acids. The record is from RefSeq and is a predicted model, not a curated record. NCBI's taxonomy places the organism in Eukaryota, Metazoa, Chordata, Actinopteri, Perciformes, Anarhichadidae. The transcript is spliced from 15 exons. Gene Ontology annotation, cellular component: extracellular region.